AAUCAAGCCAAGAACCACAAUAUCCUCAUCAUCGUUAUCAUCCUCCUCCUCAUUCUCUUACAAGCUCAGCUUUCAACUGCCAUCCACUCCCUUUUCUGUUCGUGGAUGCUGUUGUUUGCUUGAUUUGAGAGAGGUUGAACAAGUGUUUUCUUGCACCAUUACAGCUGAAGAAAUGAGCCCAAAUCGCCUGAUUCCAUCUCCGCCUACUGUAAAGGUUGUGGACGAGGAGGUGCCGAUGAAACAAGGGAUAGUCACCAUUCUUGGUUCUGACUGCGAGAGAUCCAAGGCCAAAUCCAUUAGGAGAACUCUCUCAGCUGAUAUGUCGUCCAAGAAAUGGCUUCAGCAAAAUGGGUUCUUCUCCCCAGUGAAAAAGAUGAGCUGCUCUUCUUCUUCAUCAUCAUCAUCAUCUGAAAGUGAAGAGGAAUAUGAAAAGAUUCCAGGGCAGGAUGAUGUUUGGAGGUCGAUUCAGGCGGAGAAAGAGAGGACUGAGGGGCGGAAACCGGCGGAGAUUAGUGUUUGGGGUUCCAUUCUCACUCAGAAGAGUGAGAGUUCUUGCCUCCCGCCGCCGUAUGUCCACCCUCUCGUUAAAAGAUCGACAAGCAGUUUGAGUGAGAAGAGUCUUGAGAUUUGUACUGAGAGUCUUGGGUCGGAGACUGGCUCUGAUUGCUUUUCCUCUUACUCUCUGAGUGAUGGAGAUGAAGAUAAAGAGAGAGAAAGAGCUGUGCGAGAAGAGAGCUCCAAGGAGUUGAAUCCCUUUCCGGGUUCACAUGUUGCCAAGUAUAAGAAGUCGCCGGCGCGGCCAUUUCCGCCUCCGCUGCCUUCCAUUGCCGGCGGCAAUGGAGCUUCAAUCCACAUGCAAGCCCACCGGGAAAAUGGCAGGCUUGUUGUUGAAGCGGUUUCUGUUCCACCAAGAAACAAUUUCCACGCACAACGCCAAGACGGCCGCCUUGUUCUUACUUUGAUCAAUACUACACCCUCUUCUAAGGAAAAUAGAGUGCAAGAGUUCGAGAAAGUGUUCGAUAAUAUGGAAGAAGUUGAUGAAGAUGUUCCGCCGGAGGAGGAGAGGUUUGAGGACGGUGACGAUGGUGGCUUAGAGGAUGAAUAUGUGGCGGAGGAGAAGUUCAAAGAAGAGGCGUUUGUGGUGGAGCAAAACUCAAGAUCUUUGCCCAAUGGUAUGAUAAGUGUGCACAAAACAGGGCUGGUGAUGAAAAAGCUUAUGGCAAUAGGGAACAAGAAUCCCACAUGGUCCAAGAACUUCAAUCAUGAUGAUCAAGUGAUGACAGAGGAGUUCCCAAUACCGCAGUCGCUCCCGCCACCGCCCAGGGUGGCACGGCUGAUCCCACCACCACCGCCACCGCCUGCAGCCUCUUUCAACGUUUACGAGUACUUCUGGCGCAACAAGACCGCCGUCUCAAGUGGCGGCAGCUUCAUCACUACCCCACAGUCCACACACCUCAACACCGCCGCCGCCGCCACCACCAAGGUGGCUGAGAACCAAGAAAUGGUGGUAAUGAAAGGGAACAAAACAGAGUACUUCGUUCCAUACAUUAGAGGAUGCAAGGAGUCAAGGAGGUCACUACUAAUCUGGGAGCCAUACUGCAUUGCCACCUCCUGAUUGGUUAACAUCUCAAAAAGAAAAAAAAAAAUUAAACUGUUAAUUAAAUCCAUUAAUAUCAUUAAUCCCCACAAAAUAUUAUUAAUCAUGUAAACUACCAUCCUAUGUGUAAAAAAAGAAAACCCUGUCGAAAUAAGCAUGAAUGGGGAGUGAGAAAUACAACAUUUUUCAUAAGUUUGAUUGAGCCCAUGAUCAGCUUAUGUUAUUAGUAGCAGGAUUUUUCCUAAGCAGUAUGAAACAAAAUCUUUGAUCAGCACCAUGUUUGACUUGGUGGGCUGUCUUUUCUGUCUCUGCAUUCAUCAUAAUGGAGUUUCACUUUUGUAAAAAUUGGACCAAUGGGGUGAUGAUGAUUUAUAUAUGUAUAUGUCAUUUCUGGUC
Molecule: messenger RNA, 1993 nt
Organism: Sesamum indicum (sesame)
Lineage: Eukaryota; Viridiplantae; Streptophyta; Magnoliopsida; Lamiales; Pedaliaceae
Product: FAF-like protein (DUF3049)
Source: RefSeq, a predicted model, not a curated record